Messenger RNA from Populus euphratica (Euphrates poplar), 2089 nucleotides. RefSeq names its product probably inactive leucine-rich repeat receptor-like protein kinase At5g48380. Lineage: Eukaryota; Viridiplantae; Streptophyta; Magnoliopsida; Malpighiales; Salicaceae. Gene Ontology annotation, molecular function: protein kinase activity; ATP binding; protein binding. The transcript has 3 exons. The record is from RefSeq and is a predicted model, not a curated record. Gene Ontology annotation, biological process: protein phosphorylation. Bases 121 to 1761 code for a protein of 546 amino acids.
UGGAAGACCCUUACAAUCAUUUCUCUUCAUGGGACUUCGCCAAUCUUCAUCUGUAGGUUUGCGGGAGUCGACUGCUGGAAGCCUGAGGAGAGCAGAGUCUUAAAUCUAGCACUCUCUAACAUGGGGCUCAAGGGCCAGUUCCCUCCUGGCAUCGAAAACUGCACAAGCUUAAAUGGUUUGGACCUUUCAAGAAAUGAGCUUCAGGGACCGAUUCCAUCUGACAUCUCUAAAGGGCUACCAUACAUCACUAACCUUGACCUAUCCUUCAACAACUUUUCUGGUGAAAUCCCAUCAAGUAUUGCCAAUUUAUCUUUCUUAAAUGUUCUAAAACUAGACCAUAACCAACUAAUAGGAAAUAUCCCACCAAAAAUUGGCCUUCUCCAUCGACUUAGGAACUUCAGUGUGGCGGACAAUCUGUUGUCAGGUCCAGUGCCAGAAUUUGUUAAAGCAAAUUCUGCAUGUGGUGUUUUUUGCCCAAUUGGUGGUUUUUCUUCAUCCACAAAUGUGAAUUAUGCAAACAACCCUGGCCUAUGUGGAGGGCCUUUAGAUCCUUGCAAAGGGCAUAGCAACGAAUUUUAUUCUUCUUUCAGAACUGGGUUUGCAGCUGGUUAUACGGUUUUUUCUGUUUCAGUCAUUGUUGGUUUUGUGUCCUGCUGUGUGCCAUGGGUGCAUGUCAAAAAAAUAAAUAAGAAGAUUACGAUACAAACGAUGGUAAUGCUGGUUUUGAGAAAGAACAGGAAAGAAGCUGAUAAUUUAAGUGCUUCGCCAUCGGUUGAGAACGUAUAUGGAGGAGGCAAAGAGAUUUCUAUGUUGGAGAAGAAGGUUCCAAGAAUGAGCUAUACAGAUCUUAAAGAUGCAACAAAUAAUUUCAGCGAAAACAAUGUCAUCGGGCAGGGGAAGAUUGGGAUGCUGUACAAAGCAGCGUUGCCUAGUGGUUAUCUCUUUGCAGUGAAGAAAUUACACAACUGUCGAAUCCUCGAGGAGCAAUUCGUGUUAGAAUUGAAGACACUUGGUUCAUUGAGGCAUGUCAACUUACUUCAACUUUUGGGAUUUUCAAUCACAUCAAAAAAUUGGCUUCUGGUUUACAAAUACAUGCCAAAUGGUAACCUUUAUGAUUGGCUACAUCCAAUGGAAGGCCAGGCAAAGAUCAUGGAAUGGACUGUGAGGUUUAAAGUUGCAAUCGGGUUAGCAAGAGGCUUGGCAUGGCUCCAUCAGGACUGCAGUAGUACUAUCCGAGUUUUCCAUCUUAACAUAAGCUCAAAGUGCAUCUUACUUGAUCAGGAUUUCGAGCCAAAGUUGUCGAAUUUUGGGGAGGCGAUAAUCGUAAAUCCAACUAACACUUCCUCCGUGAAUGGUGAGUUUUGGGAUACAGCAUUUGCUAGGGAGGAUGUGUAUGGAUUUGUAGUUGUGCUCCUUGAGCUGAUUACAGGGGUGGAUUCUAGCAGAAUGACUGGUUCCUCGAACAGUCUUCGUAAUGAAUGGAUUAGUCAUCUUUUGACUAGUUCUAAGAUUUAUGAUGCCAUUCAUAAGUCUCUGGUUGGGCAAGGAUUUGAUGAUGAGAUAUUUCAGCUGCUUAAAGUUGCAUGCCAAUGUGUUGAUUCCAUUCCAGAUCGAAGACCAACAAUGCAUCAAGUGUACAAAGACAUAAGAGCAAUGAGGGAGAGAUGUCGCCAAAUUGAUGAUUCAGAGAUUCUAGUGCAGCAGCAUGAAAUUUACCCUCCCAGCUCAAAGGGCAAAUCUGUUGAGAUUGAAAUGGCAUAGAGUCAAUGGAAACAGGAAAAACAGGACAAAUUUAGGCAACUCUAUCAUGUUUUGGUAUAAUAAACAAGUAUGUAAGAAGCAAUGGUGCUGUUUGAGAACAAGCUUCAACUAUCUAUCCAAAUUCAAGGUACUGCAAAUGUGACUACAAAUAUUUCAAACUAGUCUCUUUUCUGGGGACUUGAAAAAAACCUCGGGAUACAGCUUAAAGUAUUGUAAACAACUACGUCCAAAUUGUCCCAAAAGUCUUGAAUAUUUUCUAUUGCUUUGGACUACAUAUUGUGUAUUCAAUUGACUCUUAAACAAGGGCAUAUUGCAACCUUGUAGACCA